UAAAAUUUGUCUUACAAGUUGAAAAUUUUUAAAGUUUGAGUUGAAAGUAUUCAAAAUUUAAGUUAAAAUUUUAAAUUUUAUUUCAAAAGUUUUCAAUCUGUAAAAAAAAAAUCUUUCAGAAAAUAUCAUCAUUAUCUAGAACUAAUCUAGGCCAAGCUGCUCCCCAGAAAACGCGCGCCGCGACACGUGCGCGAGGUAAUUUUCCGAGGUACUACAAUGGGUCCUAGGCCCUGUUUGGGGAGUUUCUCCCAGCUGCAGCUUUUGGAAAAAGCUGCUUCUGCUAGAAGCAGCCCCAAACAAUCCACAGUUUCUAAGAAUCUGUAGUUACUGAUUCUGAAAAAUAAACUAAGAAGCCAGAAGUUGGAGAAACUGGGUUUCAGAGCUUUUCCAGAUUCUCAGAAGCUAGCUACCAAACAGCUGCUUCAUAAAGCUCCCCAAACAUAGCCCUCUUAGCUAGUGUGUGGGCAAUUAUUUAACAUUUGUGUACAAAUAUUAGAGGAAUCACAAGAUGUUCCUGCUUCUUGGCACAGAUUAGUUUACUAAUCUACUUCCGUGUAAUUAUCGCUCACUAGGUAUGAAUAUGAUUGCUCCUACAAAGUAGUUCACGCGCAUGAGGACAUCAUCAGAGAAAUCGUAGCUGCUAGUGCUCCACGGUUCAUAAUAUCCAUUCUUAUUGCUUCACUCGCUCUGUUAAAAAAAAAAAGACAAUCUAAUAUUAGAAUGUGAUACAUUUUAGUACAAUGAGUCUAAACACAGAGUAUGUCCCAAUUUAUUAUACUACGAUAUGUCAUAUUUUAGUAUUGGUUGUAUUUUUCUUUGGACGGAGGAAGUAGCGGAGUAACGAAUAUUGAAAAGAUAUGUCAUUGGAGUUGCUUUUUUCUUGGUUUAUUCAGAUUCUUUUAGAAAGUAGAAACACAGUGGACGUGAUCUAAUUACUUAAAUGUUGGUGGCUUUUGUUUAAUUUUGUUUUUUUAACAUCGCAAACAAACUGAUUCACUCAUACAUGCUCAAGCACACUCGCUCUUACAAAUACACAUUUUACUCCUACUAGUAAGGGUUAAUUUGAUCCAUGCCAUUACAAAUAUGGCAUAUUAAAAAAUAUCGUUACAAUUCACGUUAUUGGUCGGAUGUUUCCGUCCUACUCCCUUACGUCAUCAUCCUCACGCUGGAGGAGCAGCGGCGACAGCGCUUCAAAAAUAUUUCAGCGGCAGCAGCAGCGGUGGCGGCGGCACGGUGCACGCGGGGAGCGGGAGGAGUAGCGGCAGCGGCAGCGUGCCCUUCUCCCAUCCUAGCUCUCCGGCGAGCACGACGACUGCCCGAGCGAAGCGAGCCGCCAGCUUCCCCAAAUCAGAGAGAAGUCGGGACCAUCCAUCCUCUGGCCCAAGGUCCUGAGUUCAAAUCUCCUAUGGAGCGAAUUUUAGAUUGGGUUAUUUGCGGGGCUAAGUUCCCUAUCUCAAUGGCCGUAUAUAUCCGGUUGGAUAUAGAGGCCGGGUAGAAAAUACUCUUCUCUAAAAAAAACCAUCCUCUGGCGGUGGAGCUCAGGUGCGGGGCACGGCGGUGAGUCGCACGGGCACAAGGAGGAGCACAAGGUGGUCUCCAUGCUUUGCGACCCGGAUGUCUCCGGUGCACGCGCAGCCCGCGCUGCUGCUGUCCAGUGAGAUCGAUCUAAUGCUCGCUUGCUCUCUCUCCUCAUCCCAACUUGAUUUGAUUUAGCUCAGAUUGUUGGGUGUUUGCUUGGCUGCUUGUUUCAGUGAUUUCAGGAGCAGCGCACCGUCAAUGCGACCUUGUUUGCGGGCGUGACCACCACCACCGAGCGCGGUGCUAGAGUAUACGGUAGCUAGAGUCAUAUUAGGAUAUGAUUGGUUUGUUUGGAUUUCUUCCAUAUCUGUAAUCCUUCCUUAUCUCUUCCCCAAUGUACUCCUAUAUAUAUCGGCUCCCUGAGGCUCAAUACAAUGUAUCCAAUAUUCGCAUUAUUCCCCUCUUCCUAUACUAUCCAACAUAGUAUCAGAGCGGACGACCUACGGCCGCCGCUCACCACUUCCGCUGCCGUCGCCCCCGGAGGUGAUCUCGCUCCUGGGGGCGGCCACCGUUUUUCGUUUUUUUUUUCAUCGUCUUGUUCCACCGCUGCGAGGGACUGAUCUCGAUCACCUCCGGUGGACGUUUUGUUCGUCGCUGUUCCAUCGUGCUGGAGAGAUCAAUCUCUAGCGUUCUGCGUCGUCGUUCAUCUUCAUAAACAUGCAGCAGCUACCAAACCAUCGGCUACCUACAUGCAGAUCGAAUCUGGGCCCUCCCCACCGUCUCCGACGCUGCUUGGGGGCAGGCUGCCGGUUCGUCGUCAACGCCGACUCCACGUCCAGCCGCUGCUACCUCCCCACAAUGCGUCUCCCAGCACAGGCGCACAGCUCCUCUCCCUCCCUUAUCUCUGUCUGUCUGCAUGUGUGUGGAUGGAUAUUCGGGAGAAGGUGAAUAGGCUGUGGCCAAGUGAAGGAUUUAAUCUCCUCGUUGACUUGGUCAUGGCUUCCUGCUGGCACGGCUGAGGCUGCAAGGCUGCUGGACUUGGUCUAUGGAUCGGGACCAUGGAGGAACAGAGGAUGUGCUACCGUACUGCGCUGCUGCUUGCUGCUGUUAUUUUCCUUUUCCGAUCAGAGAUCGGUUUGCGUCGCCCACCGCCUCGUCGACUUCUACAACCAAUCGUCAUCGAGCACGCGUCUACACCAUCAAGCUUUGGAUUGCCGCUGCGUCGCCCCCUCGGGCCACAGUGCCGCCGCCUGUGGUCCACGCCUCCACUGGUUGUUGCAGUGCUGAGAGGUGCCCUCCUAAGCAUGGCUACAUCACCGGUGGACUUCUCGUCGCUGCAUCGACAUGGAGCUGCAGCUGUGUUGUCCUCUCGGACCGCAGCUUCGCCGCUUUCGUCGUCUUCAUCGCCGUUCACGCAUCGACAACCUCGUCGUCCGCACUGGUCAUCGUCAGCCGCUCAGGGUCUUCUUCCUCUACUUCGAGCAUCGCCGCCGCAUCUCCAAGCUGCCACUGUCGCCACUCUAGGCCGGUGGUGCAGCUACCUCUACAAGGCUACCGACGUCGCCGUCCAGGCCGUUGGUCCCGCUACUUCGCCUUCUACUUCGUCCAGCAUGACUCAUCGCCAGCGUUGCUGUAUCUUCCUCGACUACACUUCGCUCUUCUCCGGCAACUGCGUGCUGCUCCGGCAAUUCUCCCUCUACGCCGUUCUCGCGCCGCGACCGUCCCGGAGGCCUUCUCUGCUGGUCUUCUCCGACAUUGGUGUAUGAUUCAUGGUGGUCCUCUAUCUCGCCCGCGCGGUAUUGGCAACACCGGCGCGCAUGUUCGUCCCGAGUUGUCCCCGGGUCUGGCAAACCUGGUGUGACGUCUUGUCCUUCACGGUUCGACUACAUCGGCUCUUCGACGUCAUCUUCCUCAACGACCGUCGUGAUCGCGUCCCCGUCUUCGUCUCCUGCGUGUCCUCACGCACCUUGGUCCACGACGCCCUCUAGUCCAUCCACGACCACUCUACGGCGCCCCAUGCGCUCCCUGCGGCUCGGCUACCUCGACAUCAGCUUCCCGACUUCGGCUACAUCGACCACGGCUAUUCUGCGCACGGCUUCAUCGACCACGGCUCUCUCGGCUCCUUCGCUUUGGCUACGUCGACCAUGGCACAAAGGGCUAUCAUCCGUGUUGAGCACUCUUGCCGGUUUAUUCUCCAGUCCAAGUGUCCGCGCUGCUCACGCUUGGACUGCGGGGGAUGUUAGAGUAUAUGGUAGUUAGAGUCAUAUUAGGAUAGGAUUGGUUUGUUUGGAUUCCUUCCAUAUCUGUAAUCCUUCCUUAUCUCUUCCCCAUGUACUCCUAUAUAU
This is a messenger RNA of Oryza sativa Japonica Group (Japanese rice), 3863 nucleotides long. RefSeq lists its product as uncharacterized. The record is from RefSeq and is a predicted model, not a curated record. NCBI's taxonomy places the organism in Eukaryota, Viridiplantae, Streptophyta, Magnoliopsida, Poales, Poaceae.